AGGUGAAGUCCGUGCGGCACUAGCUCGUGCGGGUUUAGUUUGGAUUCUGUUCUGCGCGUCAACAUGGGGGACUGGCAAGCGAUUUCAUGCCUGGCGUUAGCGUUUUUAAUCUCCCACGCGGAUGGGCUGAAAACAUACAGAGAUAUGUUCGCUCACGUGCAUUCGGUGAAGUUCCCUCCAAUUCCUGGAUGGUUCCCGGACAGCAACCCGUGGGAUGACUAUCUGUACCCGCCUUUCAGAGCGCAGGACCUCCUCGUGCGAGGAAAAGGUAAACACGUGAGCGUGCACCUGAGCAGCGACGGCCCGGCGAUCCAGGGGUCCUGCAUCACCUUCACGGCGGCGCUGGAGUACCCCAAGUGCCAGCGGGAGGACGCUAACGGGGAGGCUAACGGGGACGCGGUGUACGACGAGCACUGCGACGACGGUACGGAGGCCUCAGCGAAUGGGCAGGUGCGCACAGUAUACAGCUGGACGUCCUGGCUGGAUGAUUAUGGAUUUGGGAAGUGUUUGGACCCAUCUCUCUGUAACGUGUUCCCCGACGGGAGACCCUUCCCACAGAGCAACGACUGGAGACGCAAGAGCUACGUCUACGUGUGGCACACCAUGGGUCAGUACUUUGAGACCUACAGUGGCUCCUCCUCCAGUCUGACCCUGAACACCAGUAAGGUGGAGCUGGGGGCGGGCAUGAUGGAGGUGAUGGUGUACCGCAUGCGUGAUCGCAGGAAGUACAGCCCGACCGCCUCCGAUAACGGGGUCUACUUCGUCACAGAUAAGAUCCCGCUGGCUGUGAACCUCUCUCAGAAACAGGCUCAGAACCUGUCGGAGAACUUCUUUGUGAGGGGCGCAGACUUGGUCUUCAACGUUCUGCUCCACGACCCCAGCAACUACCUGAAGACGGCGGCCGCCGUUGACUACAUCUGGGACUUCAGCGAUGGCAACCAGCUGGUCACCCAUAGCAACGUGGCCACGCACGCCUACAGCGACCUCGGCAACGUCACGGUCAAGCUGAUAGUGCAGGCGGCCUUUCCUGUGCCCUGCCCCCCCUCCAAACCCACAGCCAAUCCAACAGCCCCCCCAGAGACACACACAGCCACCGGGAAAGUGGGACCAACACGGGCUGCUUCAGCUACCACGGUAACAUUUCCGAGGACAACUGCUGCUGUUCCUGUGACAACUGCUGGUGUUCCCAUGACGACGGCUGACAUGACGACAGUGCUCCCCACGACAGAACCACCGCCCCCCACCACAGACGCGGUGAAGACCCCCGGGUUCAGAGGGACCCCGACGGCAGGGGCCGACCCCACCCAUCCCGAGAGCACUGCCCCGCCCCUGUGGCACCAGCGCCCCCUACAGGAGACAGAGUGCUACCGCUACCUCUAUGGCAACUUCCAGAAGGAGAUCCUUAUCGUGGAGGGAAAGCUGGCCGUGCAGAGUGUGCAAGCCAAUAAGAUCACAGGCGUGUCCGCUGCCAAGGUGACCAACACCACGGUGAGCUUCCUGGUGAAGUGCCUGGGCAGCACCCCGACCUCGGCCUGCACCAUCAUCUCCGACGCCCCCUGCAGGCAGGUGCAGAACAUCGUCUGCGACGACGUGCCGCCCGCCCCGGCGUGUGAGGUCACACUCAAACGCACCUUCCUGCGCCCCGGGACCUACUGCGUCAACAUCACCCUGGAGGGCGUGGCCAGCCUCGCCCUGGCCUCCACCCACGUCACCAUCGAGCCUGGGGAGAAGGUGUCUGAAGCUCCACAGGCUGCGGCGGUGGUACUGAGCACCAGCGCCGUCCUGGUGGCCAUAUUUGGCUUCAUCGCCUUCACUGUGUACAAGCGCUAUAAGGUUUACCGCCCGGUCCGACGGUCGCCCGCGGAGACGGAGGAGGGCGGGGUCUGGCUGCGCUUCGGGCGGCUGAGGAGCUCACGGUUUCCCGCCAACGAGGAGAGGAGCCGGCUGCUCCACCCCGCUGUAGGCCCCUCCCACUAGCGCUGCAGGCCACACCCACCCCAGCUAUACCCACCCAAACACCUCCAGCUCCAAUCCCACCCCAACC
Molecule: messenger RNA, 2044 nt
Organism: Anguilla anguilla (European eel)
Lineage: Eukaryota; Metazoa; Chordata; Actinopteri; Anguilliformes; Anguillidae
Gene: gpnmb
Product: glycoprotein (transmembrane) nmb
Exons: 12
Coding region: 64-1977 (637 amino acids)
Biological process (GO): cell adhesion
Molecular function (GO): integrin binding
Source: RefSeq, a predicted model, not a curated record